Messenger RNA from Saxophila tyrrhenica, 792 nucleotides. RefSeq lists its product as uncharacterized. The transcript is spliced from 2 exons. Lineage: Eukaryota; Fungi; Ascomycota; Dothideomycetes; Mycosphaerellales; Extremaceae. Bases 1 to 792 code for a protein of 263 amino acids. The record is from RefSeq and is a predicted model, not a curated record.
AUGGCCCACAUCAUCCUCACCGGAGCCACAGGAACCGCAGGCGCCGCGAUCCUCGACUGCGCCUUCAGAUCCCCCGCCAUCGCCCACAUCUCCGUCCUCUCCCGCCGCCCCGUCAAGCUCGCCGAGUCCCAGCCCGACAAAGCUACGGUCAUCAUCCACAAAGACUACACCACCUACCCACCCGACCUGCUCUCCCAGCUCAGAGGCGCUACAGGAUGUAUCUGGGCCCAAGGCAUCAGCAGCCGCGGUAUGAACGAGCAGGAGUACGAGAAGAUCACCGUCGACUACCCGGUGGCUGCCGCAAAAGCAUUCGCUGGGCUGCCGAAGAAGGGGAGUUUCAAGUUCGUGUACAUGUCUGGUGAAGGGGCGGAUAUGGACGGCAAGUCUUCGUUCAUGUUUGGACGAGUGAAAGGAAAGGCGGAGAAAGCGCUGCUGGGUCUUGGAGAGGAGAUGCAGGGGUUGAAGGUGUUUAAUGUGAGGCCUGCGACUAUAAAUCCGGAGAGAAGGUAUUUGCAGGAGAGGAAGCCUACGAUGCAAGAUCGGACGUCGACGCUUUUGGGCGGGGUGUUUGAGAGGUUUUGGAAGAGUUUUGUGAUUCCGACGCCGAAGUUGGCGAAGGUGUGUUUGGAUUUGGCUACAGGGGAUGCUAAAACCAUGAGGCCUUCUUCGAAACUUCUUCGAACGUCGGCGAACAUGCUAUGCGGCACCAUAAGAACCGGAUGGGACGUCCGACGCACCGAGAUCCCCAAGGGCUGCGUUGCAAAGAGAGACGUCCACGGCGAAGGACAAUAG